Molecule: messenger RNA, 818 nt
Organism: Arabidopsis arenosa
Lineage: Eukaryota; Viridiplantae; Streptophyta; Magnoliopsida; Brassicales; Brassicaceae
Source: the annotation of a GenBank genome assembly
AUAUCAACGAACCAAACCCACUUCUUAUAACAAUGGAAUGAAUCGUCUCUCCCAUCUUAACAUCUGCCAUUUUUGUCAUAAUUUUUAGAAGAAACGGCCUCUGACUCUGAAAAAUGGGACUGUUAAGCAUAAUCCGGAAGAUCAAGAAGAAAGAGAAGGAGAUGCGUAUUCUUAUGGUUGGACUUGAUAAUUCUGGGAAGACGACGAUUGUUCUGAAAAUAAACGGAGAAGACACAAGUGUGAUUAGUCCAACACUUGGAUUCAACAUCAAAACCAUUGUUUACCAAAAGUAUACGCUAAAUAUAUGGGAUGUUGGUGGGCAAAAGACUAUAAGAUCGUAUUGGAGGAAUUACUUUGAGCAGACUGAUGGUUUGGUUUGGGUGGUUGAUAGUUCUGAUCUUAGGAGGUUAGAUGAUUGUAAGAUGGAACUUGACAAUCUCUUGAAGGAAGAGAGGCUAGCUGGGUCAUCUUUGCUGAUACUAGCAAAUAAACAGGAUAUUCAAGGUGCACUUACUCCUGAAGAAAUUGGCAAAGUGUUAAACUUAGAGUCCAUGGAUAAAAGCCGCCACUGGAAAAUCGUAGGUUGCAGCGCAUACACGGGUCAAGGUUUGUUGGAAGGAUUUGAUUGGUUGGUUCAAGACAUUGCCUCCAGGAUUUAUAUGCUUGACUAAUCGAUUAUUGCAUCGUGCAAUUGCUUGUUAUAUUCUCGACUGUUUGCAGUGUAAAGAUGCUGCUCGAUUGACUUUGUAUUGGCUCUAAGGUUUUCUUUCAGUUCUAUUGUAAUGAUGAUUAGACAAACAUAAAUCUUAAGUUUUGAA